Rhincodon typus (whale shark) is the source of this 5023-nucleotide messenger RNA. Its product is annotated as integrin beta-8-like. The transcript is spliced from 15 exons. The record is from RefSeq and is a predicted model, not a curated record. NCBI's taxonomy places the organism in Eukaryota, Metazoa, Chordata, Chondrichthyes, Orectolobiformes, Rhincodontidae. Gene Ontology annotation, biological process: cell migration; integrin-mediated signaling pathway; cell adhesion mediated by integrin. The coding region runs from base 529 to 2838 and encodes 769 amino acids. Gene Ontology annotation, cellular component: focal adhesion; integrin complex; cell surface. Gene Ontology annotation, molecular function: integrin binding.
GUGAAUUGAGGUUCAGACAAUCUGAAAAGCCGAGUGAACAUGUUUGCAGAAGCUACGGCUUCAGACAUAGCCAGGGUCGGUGUCUUAAUCUGCUGUUAAAACUUUACAGUUUGUUUUCCCCCCAAUUCACUUAUCUGUCUAUUGAAAAAAAAAAUGUUUUUCUCUCUCCGUGUUCUCCGACAGAGAAACUCCUAGGAGGGACUAAAGAGAGUUGUUUAAACUGCUGGGGGAGUAGUUUCUUUCGUCCCUCGACUUACGAUAGGCUUCUGGGUGAAUGAGUGGGUGAAUAAAGGGAUUUCCAAAGCUCGGUGCACAAUAGACAGACAAAGAGAGAGAGAGGGAGGGAGGGAGAAGAAGAAGAAGAAGAAGGAGAAGAAGAAGAAGAAUAAGGAGAAGGAGAGCUCCGUCCCUGGGCAGCUUGUGCUGGGAGCCCCUGGUGCUCUGGGAUGCUUCAUCCUGCGGUCAGUGCGCGACUCUCCGCAGCCCGAAGCCCCUCUCAGCCGCUUCGCCCGGGCGCUUCCUCACGCCAUGAAGCAGCGCGUCUUCAUUCUCGCAAUCGGCUCGCUCCUAAAACCCAGGCACUUCCCGGCCAAGGUAUUCUUAAGCGUCGUUCACAUUUUGACCAUCGCAGUUGCAGCCAGCAAGACAGGUGUCAGGAACAAAUGCACUGCUGAAAAAACGAACCGUUGCAGCGAAUGCCUCCUCCUGGGUCCUGAAUGUGGAUGGUGUUUUCAAAAGGAUUUUUCUGAUAAAUCACUGCAUAGAUGUGACUUGGUUACCAAUCUAAUUGAAAAAGGCUGCAAAUCAGAUUUCAUUGAAUUUAUUGAAGUCAAAAAAAUAAUAGAAGAAGAAUCACAAAAUUCCCAGCUGACUCCUGGAAAAGUCUCUUUACAGCUGCGACCAGGCAGUGAGACAAGUUUUACAGUGAAAGUUCAGCAACUAAACAAAUAUCCAGUGGACCUGUACUAUUUGGUUGACACAUCAGCGUCAAUGGUGGCUAAUCUGGAAAGAUUACACUCAAUGGGACAUUUUUUAUCACAAAAAAUGGCAAAAUAUUCCAGUGAUUUCCAAUUUGGAUUUGGAUCAUUUGUUGAUAAGCCAGUGUCUCCAUUUAUUAACAUUCAUCCAGAAAAACUUAUUAAUCCUUGCAGUAUUUAUGAAACAUCCUGUCUGCCAGCACAUGGGUUUAAGCAUGUAUUAUCUCUGACUAAUAAUAUAACUGAAUUCAGAAAAGCUGUGGAGAGACAAAGAAUCUCUGGAAAUGAAGACACACCAGAGGGAGGUUUGGAUGCAAUGCUACAAGUUGCAGUUUGUGAGAGUCAAAUAGGAUGGCGUAAGGAAGCAAAACAUUUGCUGCUGAUGAUAACUGAUCAGCUAUCUCACUUGGCGCUUGACAGCAAAUUGGGUGGCAUUGUCCUACCUAAUGAUGGGAACUGCCACCUAAAGGACAAUAUGUACACCCAUUCAACUAUUAUGGCUGGAGAUUGCCCAGGAGUGAGGUGGGCACUCAGCCUAGAGCAUAUCCUCAUGGAGGUGCUGUCAACCAGGAGAUCAUGCGUAAAGUGCUACAGACUGCUUUCUGAAGUAGAACUGCAGGUGGACAACCAAAUCAAUGGGGUCUACGUGAACAUUACUGCAAUCUGUCCUGAUGGCACCAAACACCAAGGCCAAAUUAAGUGCAGAAAUGUGAAAGCCAAUGAUACAGUUUUAUUUAAUAUAACAGUUGGGAUGACAGAUUGUUUUGAAGGCGACAACGACAUCAUUUUAAAGCCUGUUGGAUAUAAUGAAACAACUGUUAUUUCUAUAAGUAGCACUUGUGCAUGUCAGUGCAAAGGACAGAAAGGUUACAGUGCUGGUAAAUGCUUCAAUAAAGAGCUUGACCCAGACUGUAGACUUUGCCACUGUGAAGACAGAGUUGCUAAUUCUUCCUGCAAAGAACAAUGCCUCAUUGAAAAUUGUCGGCAGAAAAAAGAACAGCCUGUGUGCAGCAAUCGAGGGAUCUGCAACUGUGGGAAAUGUUUAUGUUACCAGACCAAUCUAGGUAGAGUGUUUGGAAAAUAUUGUGAGCUGGAUGACUUCUCUUGUCCUUAUCACCAAGGACGUCUUUGUGCAGGCAAUGGAGAAUGUAAAAGAGGUGAAUGCCAAUGCUUUGCUGGCUGGGAAGGUGAAAGCUGUAACUGUUCGUCCUCCCUAAUGUCCUGCAGGACAGGACAGGGUCAGAUCUGCAGUGGAAGAGGGACAUGUAUCUGUGGUAGAUGUCAUUGCACUGAAUCCAGAGCCUCUGGUCAUUUGUGCGAGAUUUGCCCAACAUGUGAAAAUUCCUGUGAAAACAGCUGGAAGUGUGUGCAGUGUCAUGUGUUAAACUACUGGGCAGUGUAUCCUGCCAAUUGUACAAAAGCAUGUUCUCAAAUGGUGUUGGUGGACCAGCUUUCAGAAUCAGAGGAAGAAAAAGCACAACACUGCAUUUUUCAGGCGCAAAAUAACUGCUUAUACAAAUUUAUGAUGGUAGCAACUGACACUGAAAAAGAAUAUCUUUAUAUAUUGAGAAACCCAGAAUACUACUCUAGCUACAAUAUCCUUGCAAUGUUUCUUGUCUUCUCUGCUGGUACAGUUAUUACUGGAUUAUUCAUUGUGAUGGUAAUCAGGCAAAUAAUGAUGCACUGGAAUUCAAAUGAAACAAAUCAUCCUGGAAACAAUUGCAAAGUAUCUCCUCCACAAAAGGGAAAACCUUCAUUACCUAUAGUUAGUUCAGAAACUACAGCAUUCAGGCGUGACAAGCCAGAGGACCUCCAUGUGUACAUCAACAAAAUAACUGUGAGUAAUUCUAUGGUGCACUGAUGACAGUCUAGCCAUAAAAUAAUGCUAUCACAACCUUCAGCUGUAUAAUUUAUCUAAAUGAAUGAUCCAUCAAGACAGGGAGAUGUUCUUCUGAAUCAAACAUGAAGAGAAGUUUUGAAGAAUUGACACAGUAAAUACUUAUAUAAAAUCAAAGAUCUGCGGAUGCUGGAAAUAUGAAAGAAAAAUAGAAAGUGCUGGAGAAUCUCAGCAGGACUUGAGAUGUUAACUUUUUUUUUUACCCUCUACAGACGUUGAUUUUCUCCGGCAUUCUCUGUUUUUGAGUAAAGGUUUAUGUUCAUUAUUAUGUGACAACAUGCUUCCUGCAGUGGAUUAUUCUGGUUGCUGUUCGUUCCCAGCAUUUAUUGCACAUGCUGUGAUGCAGUACAAAUAUUUGUCAGUUCUAUAUAUGAAUAUAGAAAUAAUGCUGCACAAGUCAGCAGCCAAGCACUUAACCCUUGCAUUAUUAUUCUACCUGUGCCACUUUAGCUCUAGCAGUCACCUAUUAAAAUAAACUAUUAUUUGUAUUGGAAUGUUGUCCAGAGGAAUGGCAAAUGGUACAUUGUGUUUGUUAACUAAGACUGCAAAAUGUAUUAUCUGGAUGUAUGUUCUCAUAUAUGCAGUACCUUCUGACAGUUGAGAGAGAAAUAGUGUGAUUUUACAAAGUAAUGCCCUAAAACUUGAGUCAAAUGGGCUUGUAACUCUCAGCAUUAAUAACAAGAAUUCAUGUUCUCUGACAAAAAAUGGAAAGCAUUAAAAUCAUCAAAAUUAUGUUGUGAUAUCUCUUCAGUUUGCAAGUUGCUUUAUUAAGACUGUUUCUUCCCAGCAAAGCAACAUGCUAUUUUCUUGUUUCUUAUCUGCAUGAUUAUCUUUCAUACAUUUAAUAAGUGCAUUGAUACUACUGAUGUAAUUGAAUGAGGCACAAGGUGUGGAAUAACUGAAAAAUGUUGAGGGCAACUGUUGGAGAAUAAUUAUAGGUAAAGUUUAUUUUACAAUAAUAUUUAAUGUUCAGUUAUUUUACAGUAUUUUUCUGCUAUGAAGUUAUUUGGUUAACACUGUGCACUUUAGAAAACAAUGUAAUUAGCAAUUGAUGAUUUAACUGUUAAACUUUCUCACAUUAAUUACAAAAAUUGGCCAAUAGUUUUAGGUGCCAGUCCAAUUCCUAACAGAAUCUAAACUUGCACUAACAAUUAAAAAGGUUUUUAUUUAUUAUGAGUUAUAGUUUUAGUAGUUUUAAAUGCUCAUUUAAUGUCUGAUCCUGAGUCAUCCUGUUAAUUUAUUUGAUUGCUUUGUAUUGGAGACUAUUUUUUAGGUUUACUUUUGAUCUUGUAAAAAGUUAUGUCUUGCAAAUGUUUAAUAAACCAUAUUAAUAGAUCAUUUAUCUUAAGAUAUUGUUUAAGCAAAAUCUUACCAAAUGGUUUAUUCUUUCAGUUUGACAUAAUGAAGAUAGAUGUAUCUUUCACAGUUGCUGCUAAUGACUCAUCACACGCAGUUAAUCUGAAAAAUCCUACAAGAUUCCCCUAAUGAAUUCCAUGUUGCACUUUUCACAUGCAGAAUAGGUGAACCAGGACCUCUUAACAAGGGCUUGUUGGAUGGAAGAGGGAGUGGGUGGAUGUGGGGAGGGAAAAUUUCUGGAGGGGCCAUGCUCUGAUGAGCGCAGGAUGACUGGGAAUGAGGCACUCUGCACUUUGCUGACCAGAACAUUACAUGGUUAAAUCUAGCAGCCUACACAAUGACUGCAGGCCUUUCUCUUGCUGCCCAUUAAAUGGAAUGGUGACAGAUCGAAUUAAGCCACUGAUGGUUCAUCUGCCUGAUGCCUGCCCUGCAACCCACAAACCUUUGGUGUGGGACUACUGUGGAAGGGCGCAACUCCUUCAUUAGUGAAUCCACCCAACAGUUUUACUGUGUGUGCAUUGCCUGUAUUCAGCCCAAAUUCAUGUGAGAUAUCAAAUCUGGGAAGACUAAAUUAAUGAAGCAUUUCUUUUAUUAAGUAUCACUGACUAGCUACUGAGCUAGGCUAUCCUUACAGUGUAUUGACUUUUGAAUAAACCAGUCUGGUUUGCUUAAACAAUGAACCUAGCGUUGAAUAUGUUCAUUUUUGUAGCAUUGUUUUAUAUUUGUUUGAGUAGCAUUGUUGUAAUAUGAUAUGGUUUUAAACUAUUUUUAGAAUAAAAAAAAAUUAAGUUUG